Messenger RNA from Clarias gariepinus (North African catfish), 1073 nucleotides. It is a transcript of the gene dhdds, whose product is annotated as dehydrodolichyl diphosphate synthase. The record is from RefSeq and is a predicted model, not a curated record. Gene Ontology annotation, molecular function: ditrans,polycis-polyprenyl diphosphate synthase [(2E,6E)-farnesyl diphosphate specific] activity. Bases 36 to 1043 code for a protein of 335 amino acids. The transcript is spliced from 9 exons. Gene Ontology annotation, biological process: polyprenol biosynthetic process. NCBI's taxonomy places the organism in Eukaryota, Metazoa, Chordata, Actinopteri, Siluriformes, Clariidae. Gene Ontology annotation, cellular component: dehydrodolichyl diphosphate synthase complex; endoplasmic reticulum.
GGUCCGAGCAGAAGCUGACGUCACCCUAGAGACAGAUGUCUUGGAUUCGGGAAGGAGAGCUAAGCCUUCUUGAAAGGAUCUCUGCCAACAUCCUGAGGGCAGGGCCGAUGCCCAGACACGUCGCCUUCAUUAUGGACGGGAACAGACGUUUCGCACGUAAGAAACACGUGGAAAGACAGGAGGGCCACACUCAGGGCUUUGACAAGCUGGCUGAAACGCUCCGCUGGUGUCUGAACCUGGGCAUCCAUGAGGUAACGGUGUAUGCCUUCAGCAUCGAGAACUUCAAACGCUCCAAAGAGGAAGUGGAUGGUCUGCUGGCGCUGGCUAAAGAGAAGUUCCUCCGGCUGCUUGAAGAGCAAGAGAACCUCAAGAAGCACGGUGUGUGUAUUCGGGUCUUGGGAGACCUCACGUUGCUGCCUGAAGAUCUCCAGAGGCUCAUCGCCAAAGCCGUGGUUUCGACUAGAGCACACACCAGGUGUUUUCUGAACGUCUGCUUCGCGUACACAUCAAGACAUGAAAUCGCGAGCGCGGUCCGGGAGAUGGCUUGGGGAACCGAGCAGGGCCUCAUAAAGUCCAGUGACGUGUCCGAAGCAUUGUUGAGUCAGUGCCUGUACACCAGCAGCUCUCCCAACCCUGACCUCCUGAUUCGUACUUCUGGAGAGGUGCGCCUCAGCGACUUCCUGCUCUGGCAGACAUCCCACUCUUGCAUAGUGUUUCAGUCCGUCCUCUGGCCAGAAUACUCGUUUUGGAACCUCUGCGAGGCGGUCCUACAGUACCAGCUGAAUUAUCGCUCUAUCCAGAAAGCACGGGAGCUGCACAUGGAAAACGAAGCGGCACAGCAGCUGGAGUCUGAUUGUGCGUGUGUAGCCGAACUUCUUCAGCAGGGUGGAAACGGCAAGCCUGUGGAUGCCCGCUCCCGGCACGCAGCACUGCUGAGCUACACGGCCAGCCGAGAGGAGAGAGUCAGCCGCUUCCUUGGCGCCCUACAGAACAAGAGAGACACUUACUUCGAGCAUAUGAGCAGCCCGACUGCUGUUGCUUAAACAUCGGUCUAUUACAAAUUGUCCGGUGCU